CUAACCUAUUGGACCGUUAGAUCUAAAAUUGAAUCAACGGUGGAGAUCGGCUUAGUCUGAUGACUAAGGCCCCCCCCUUAGUCACCAGAUCUUGAGCCCUACGCCAAAGCUUUUCACCUCACACGGAUUCGGAUAUGGCAGCAAACGGCCGCGGCGCCACCCAUUUCUCCACCUCACAGGUCAGCGCUCUUUCCCACUUCCCUCUAACCUUCAUAGCCAUGGCUGAACGCUGAACCAUCAUACCUCGUUACCCUAACCUAACCCCAACAAUGUCUCAAUUAACAGCAGAAAUUAUUGACUCUGGAAAAUAGUCAAGUUCAUCAGUGGUAGUCUAGCAGGGAAAAAAUCCCAAAUUAUACAUGUUUUUAAAAAAAAUUCUCAAAAUACACAAGUUAUGAAAAUAAUUCCCAAUCUACGUUAGUUUGGGCCAUCACCGCUUUCGACGAAGACAGUGAUUGAAUCACUGUUGUCAACGAAGACAGUGAUUGCAUCACCGCUGUCGACGAAGACAGUGAUUGCAUCACCGCUGUCGACGAAGACAGUGAUUGCAUCACUGCAGUACACGGCCGCGGUGAAGGCCUGACCUGCGUCGAAACUUUAAACAAACGUAACUUUGUGCUCGGUUAUCCGAUCGUAGCGAAAUUUUUUUUGAUUCCGCAUAAUUUUUUGAGAUCUUGCAAGCCGCAAAUUGCCGUAGGCGGUUUGGUCCCGCCUUCGUCUCGAAAAUAUGUCGUUUGCUACACCGAAUGAGCCUUUUUUCGAUUUCGUCAAACUUUGAACGACCAUAACUUUGUGCUCCACAAUCCGAAAAUCAUGAAUUUUUUUUUUAUUUCGCAUAACUUUUUAAGGACUACAAUUUUUAGUAGGAGAGAAAUCAAAAAAUUGUAGUCCUUAAAAAGUUAUGCGAAAUCAAAAAAAAAUUCAUGAUUUUCGGAUUGUGGAGCACAAAGUUAUGGUCGUUCAAAGUUUGACGAAAUCGAAAAAAGGCUCAUUCGGUGUAGCAAACGACAUAUUUUCGAGACGAAGGCGGGACCAAACCGCCUACGGCAAUUUGCGGCUUGCAAGAUCUCAAAAAAUUAUGCGGAAUCAAAAAAAAUUUCGCUACGAUCGGAUAACCGAGCACAAAGUUACGUUUGUUUAAAGUUUCGACGCAGGUCAGGCCUUCACCGCGGCCGUGUACUGCAGUGAUGCAAUCACUGUCUUCGUCGACAGCGGUGAUGCAAUCACUGUCUUCGUUGACAACAGUGAUGCAAUCACUGUCUUCGUCGAAAGCGGUGAUGGCCCAAACUAACGUAGAUUGGGAAUUAUUUUCAUAACUUGUGUAUUUUGAGAAUUUUUUUUAAAAACAUGUAUAAUUUGGGAUUUUUUCCGUCUAGCAGAGGAUAAAGCUUGAAUCUUUAUUUUCUUUUUCCCCCUCUCCUUCUGUGGAUAACAACUAACAAGAUCCCAUUAUUGCUCGGCUGAGAUUAAUUCGACCCAAAAAAAACAAAAACACCAACGAAUUGCCUGGUCGAGAUUCUGCGUCGCCAUUUCAAGCAGAGCAAGCAAGACCCGGAAAUCGUUCUUUGCUAUGGAAAAGCUGCAAAUCCCAUUUCCCAAAUCCUAUUCCGGGUUCGGAACCAACCCGGAUCCCCAACCCGACCGCUCCAUCAGAAUCGGCGGUCUGAUCCAGAAAUCGGCGGGUAGAGUAGUUGUACCCAGAAUUAGGAUCCAGGCGCCGCGCCCGAUUCAGCGGCAGGUUUCCGGCGGCAACCCAGGGGAAGUACUAUCGGCGGCGAUUGAGAUGGAAGAAGAAGAAGAAGAAGAAGACGAGCUGUGUCCGGUGGAAUGCGUGAGGGAAUUCAAGACGGACGAGGAACUGCUGAAGGUGAUUGAGAAAUCCAAGGCUACAGGGGCGCUUGUAGUGGUUGAUUUCUACAGGACUUCGUGUGGGAGCUGCAAGUACAUCGAACAGGGGUUUUCCAAGCUCUGCAAGGGUUCCGGCGAAGAGGGCUCUCCCGUCAUCUUCCUCAAACACAAUGUGAUUGAUGAAUACGAUGAAGAAUCCGAGGUUGCGGACAGACUUAGGAUCAGGGCGGUGCCGCUUUUCCAUUUCUACAAAGAUGGGGUGUUGGUGGAAGCAUUUCCCACCAGAGACAAACAGCGGAUUACAGAGGCCAUUCUUAAAUACACGUCUUCAUCUUCUCCAUCAGCUCAAGAAACUUGAUGCAAGUUCAGACUGCAACAUAUAUGGCCCAUUUGUAAAAAAAAAAAAAAAAAAAGGAGUCUCUUAUUUUAGCAUUUUAAUGAUAAAUGCAGACAUUAGAGGGUAUGAGCUUGAUUCUGCUUCUACCCAAUUCUGGAACCAGAACUGAAGCAACUCUAAUCCUGAUGCUGUAUGGAUUGGAUAUAUGUACUUCAAUGUUCAAUAUACCAGGAGAUCAAAUGAAUAGAAAAAUAAGACGGGUUUAGAAUCUUGGUGUCAACAAUCACCAUUGUAACGGAAAAUGGUGGUAAUGUCGUCAAGCCUGAUAGAAAUCUGUUCUAUGUGUGUGGAGUUGAAGCAUUAGUUGUCACUGGAUGAGGUCCAGGGCUCCAAACAAGUUGCUCUUAUUGAGGCUCUCUUGAAGGUACAUAAAGUUUACCGAUAUGGAUUAUCGAUCUGGCUUGUAAAAUGCAUAUUACUAAACCGGUUUGACAACCUUGAUUGUCAGUCAGUUUUACUGGGGUUUCUGGCAACACGUGUUUGGUAAAAACACAAUAGUAAGUGGAUCACAGGUAUAGGGGCACCAUGGAAAGAGCUGUCACGAAAGAAGGACCAGUUUGUCAUAAACCAGUUGGUUCUAAUAACCCGAGUUGUUUGGAGACGGUUAUGUUGGAUCUUAUAUGAUCUCAUGUGUAGUACUUAAACAGUUUUUUUUUUAUACUGAAAGUGGCCCAAAAAGGCUAAAACCUUGUAGUGUGGUACUGCUCUGACAAAUGGUUACUUCAAUUGGUAUAUAAAUUGAUGAUAAAAAAUGGUACACCAGGAAAAAAGUUACUGCAUGGACACAGUGAGUUCUCUUCCGAAGUUAUAAAAUAGAACUAGGCAAGGCAAAGAUGUCAGUCUGGCUACUGGGAUUCUCUGUGCUUUCCCCACGUAUUUAUCGUUACAGAUUCACGUGUGUUACUUGAUGACCCUGCAUUCGUAACCUGUCACAGAAAUGGUAAGCUUUUCUUUCAUGGCUUUGAAGGGGAAAUGGUAAAAUUUUGAGGACUUGUCAAUGGUCAAUCAUUGUCAGGUUGAGAUGGCUCAUGUGAAUUGGUUAGAAAGUGUAAAUUUCAGCUGUAAAUUCUUCUCAUUUUCAAGAUUUCGUUUGAACGAAAGAAGGGUGAAUGAUGAGGGUGGAGGCUUCUAUCAAAAAGAUUUCUUAGUUUAACGGUGUCACGACAAAUCGUUAAAUUAUAGGAGAUUGAUUGAUUUUGAUGGACUCUAUUCCAGUGUUCUCCUGAUAAGCCCACGAAUCAAUGAACUCAGCCCAACCGACGUUCAGCUUGUGAGCCCCAGUCCAAUUCGCGCUAACGGGAUUUCGUGUAGCCCAACCAUUGUCCAAGCUGAACGUUGCCAGGACAGGAGUAGUCUUUGGGUUUUGUUUUAUGUUGAAAGGGUAUUCCCUACUGAUUAGGAGUAGUAGUUGCUGGUUGUUUUGGUUGGAAUAAAGUCCCUCCACCUUAAGUGGAGAAAGAGUAGGCAAUAGGUAGUCGUGGAAGCAUAGCUCCCACCUUGUUAGGAUUUUUAGUUUCAACGAUGAUGUAUUUAAACUAGAAGCAAAGAAAUAACAAGAGGCAGAAUUUUAGUAAGUACAACCUCUGGUAAUUUCUCGUUAAGAAAAGAGAGACUGACUCAAUCCCGCCAAGAAAAGGGAUUCAUUCAC
Molecule: messenger RNA, 3893 nt
Organism: Linum trigynum
Lineage: Eukaryota; Viridiplantae; Streptophyta; Magnoliopsida; Malpighiales; Linaceae
Source: the annotation of a GenBank genome assembly